GUCUCGUGGCAGCGUCCGGAGGCGUGGUGGCCGCGGUUAGGAAAAAAAUAGUCUGUGUUUAACAUGCACAUAUGGGCUAAAACCGCUGCGCUGUUGCAGGGUCAUCCCGCCAAUACGAACAUCAAACAUCAUAUUCAUGUGAUGGUGAAGACAAAAGACACAGUAAUAAAGCCAAUAAUUCAGUAAGACUAUUAAAAUAUAAGGAAACGUUUGAUCUUUUUUUAAUUUCACGAAAGACACCCGGGAAUUUGAUAUUUUUACGCAGAAACGCCACAUGAGAAACUCGGCCGGUGUUUCUGGCGGCGGCAGGAGAAGCCCUUGGGAUGUGCGGGAAGCUGGGAGGUCUUCGAGGCACGCUACUGGCGGGGCUAUGGCCAUCUCUCCUCACCACAUCGCUGCUACUCCUGGCGCUGGCUAGAGGGGGAGAAGGCGCUACCGUAAGCACCUCAACGGAGCUGCCGCCACAAACCCCGUGUCAGGUGCUUCUCGAGGGCGGCGUGCAGAGGUCUGGGCUACGAGGACACGCCACUACCUGACUCCCUACAGCACAAGUUGCCUAAUCUUGCAUCCGAGGAGCUUCUGUCCUUUCUACCUCUCCUACAGGUCGGGUGUUCUGAAGGUCUAAGGGAGUUCCUGUGUGCACUCUACAUGCCUGUGUGCACCAACUAUGGGUUCCAUCUGCCCCCCUGCCGCUCCCUGUGCAAGAAGGCGCGGGAGGGGUGUGCGGAGGCCAUGAUGGUGCUGAGUCUGUCUUGGCCUUCAAAGUUCGACUGCACUAGAUUCCCUGAACACCACGAAUUGAUGUGUGUCACCACCCUGAACCAGAGCAGUUUUGGAAGCAUCCCCACUACCACCACCACCACCACCGCCGCCCCUGUCAUCCUCCCCACUUUUCCAUCUUCCCCUGCGCCUUCAUUCCCCUCCCACCACAGCGUUCUGCUAACUCCCUGCACCUCCAACGCUGACUGUGUGUUUGAGAGGGCAGUGUGUCGAGGUGGUGAGUGUGUGUGUGAGUAUCCGAGGACUUGGGGACCGACGGGCUGUGAAUACACUCAGAUCUUGGGCGGCCAAUGUACAUCUGAUAGCCAGUGCUCCUCUGUUACACUCAAUUCUGUAUGUAACAAUUCAGUGUGUACCUGCGUGCCUCCCCUCACGAGCUACCUGAACCUCGCAUGCAUCCACGCCAGCGGCAUCGGGGACAUGUGCUAUAACGAUGCCCAGUGCCGCGCUCUUAACAAGUUCAGCUUCUGUCGUCUGGCUGUGGCGGAGGUGGUGGGCGUAUGCGCAUGUGACCCCGACCAGUUCAUUGACUCGAGAGGAUAUUGUGUGCCGCGCCUGGGAGGUCGGUGCUACAAGGGGAACUGUCCUAGGCAGCUCGGCGCCGCCCUCUGCCAGCGGGGAAGAGAUGCAGUACUCAAAUGUUUUUGUCGCAAGAAAGCUGUACAGAGAAGGGGCGUGUGUAUCCCGCCGACGUAACACACACACACACACACACACACACACACACACACACACACACACACACACAGGUAGUACACGGCUUUUACUCCAGUUUCAAGGCUUCGCGUUUCGUCCUCACCCAAGCUUUCUUAAUGGCGCAAUACCCGAAGGCGGAGACCAACACGCUAUCUCGCCUGACGUGGCCCCUUCUGUGCUUCCUCCAGUCACCUAUAUUUAGCUCACCUGGACGCCGCCUCGGAACAACAAACAUAAUUAGCACCUGCACUAAUACGUAUCGUUCAAUAUUAACAGGAGUGAAACUAAGGGCUUUUUAUAUAUUCGCUUAUGUGUUUUUAGUCUAGAUUUUUCAAUAAAUGUAAAGAAAA
Scylla paramamosain (green mud crab) is the source of this 1826-nucleotide messenger RNA. RefSeq lists its product as uncharacterized. Bases 649 to 1476 code for a protein of 275 amino acids. Lineage: Eukaryota; Metazoa; Arthropoda; Malacostraca; Decapoda; Portunidae. Gene Ontology annotation, molecular function: protein binding. The record is from RefSeq and is a predicted model, not a curated record. The transcript is spliced from 11 exons.